This is a messenger RNA of Haliotis rubra (blacklip abalone), 3158 nucleotides long. Its product is annotated as N-acetylated-alpha-linked acidic dipeptidase 2-like. Bases 264 to 2609 code for a protein of 781 amino acids. Gene Ontology annotation, molecular function: carboxypeptidase activity. NCBI's taxonomy places the organism in Eukaryota, Metazoa, Mollusca, Gastropoda, Lepetellida, Haliotidae. The record is from RefSeq and is a predicted model, not a curated record. The transcript has 19 exons.
AUUUGUCAUGUCGUUUGUCGACUGUUUGCGGGCAUAUUACGCAACACGGAUUAGGACUGGAGAUGAGAACAAGCUGACACUUGUUGUGAUACACAGUGAUCCCAUUAAUCUGGAAGUCAUUUUUGGACAGUAACUGAUUAGGACCUUUCCAAUAUUGUAUAUGCAAAGAGAUUCGUACAUACAGACAUCGGUCAUUCCAUGGUUUUUGCUAUAAACGUUUGCGCCUGGGUAAAAGGGAUUCGCUAUAUCCAGAAACUGCAGUCAUGGGCGAGUUUCAGUUAAUGGACGAUAGCAAAAGCAGUAAACCCGGCACUACAUCCAAACGAAAUGUCUACAUCACCGGAGUAUUUGCCGUACUUGCCGGACUGGGCAUCGGGAUCAUCAUUGGUCGCUACGCAAUAUGUCCCGGCCAGCCGACAGCGGAGAAACCGGAAGUAGUACCCGACAAACAAGGUGUCUUCUUGCCAGGUGUCCCCGAGACUAUAAUUAAAGAGGGUGAUCCGGAAAUAGGAAAGCAACUAUUGGAUGCAGUGGAUAACAAACGAAUUGAAAACUACCUCAAAUUUCUGUCAAGCAAACCACACGUUGCAGGGUCUCAAAAUAACCUUGACCUUGCUUACUGGAUCAAGGAUAAAUGGAUGGAGUGGGGUUUUGAUGACGUCAAACUAACGCCGUAUGACGUCCUUCUGUCCUUCCCCGACGCAGACAACCCCAACGUGGUGCGCGUCCUGAACGACACCGGCGGAGUGGUUUACGAGUCUCCAUUGAAGGAAGCUAAUCUGACUGGUGAAGAUGACCCUGAUGCGCUGCCGCCUUACAACGCCUACUCACCGGCAGGCUUGGUGGAGGGCGAUAUGGUGUAUGUAAAUUAUGGCCGAGUGGAGGACUAUGAUUGGCUGGAGAAGAACGCCAGCAUGAACGUCACGGGGAAGAUCGUAAUCGUCAGAUACGGGAGGAUCUUCAGAGGGAGUAAGGUUCAGAUAGCUGCGGACCACGGCGCGAUUGCUGUAAUCAUCUUCUCAGACCCAGCUGACUACACGUGGGAGGGCGACCCACGUGUCUACCCGGAAACGUGGUGGCUGCCAGGGUCAGGGGCACAAAGGGGGACAAUCUACACUGGUGGUGGCGACCCGCUAACACCAGGAUAUCCAGCAAUUAAAACUGCAUAUCGGUAUCCUGAAAAUUCUUCUGCCGUUAAACUUCCCAAAAUACCAGCACAUCCCAUAGGAUAUGACAUCGCUGAGCAAAUCCUCAGAGAGAUGGGUGGAGAUGAGGUUCCGGUUGCCUGGCGAGGGCGUCUCAACAUCACCUACAGACUGGGGCCAGGUCUGCAGAAGACAGGGUGGAAGAUUCAAAUGAACAUAUCAACAACGAAUGAAAUAAAAACUGCCUACAAUGUCAUCGGUAUUAUCAAAGGAUUAACAGAGCCUGAUCGUUACGUGAUAGUUGGGAACCACAGAGAUGCUUGGGUGUACGGGGCUAUUGACCCGUCCAGUGGAACAGCAGCCAUAAUGGAGUCCGCACGAGCCUUGGGGCAGAUGGUCCAGAGUGGCAAGUGGCGUCCCCGUCGGUCCAUCAUGUUCUGCAGCUGGGGGGCAGAGGAAUACGGUCUGCUGGGGUCCAAUGAGUGGGUGGAGCAAUACCAGACAAACCUCAGGGAGAGGUCUGUGGCGUAUAUCAACGUGGACAUAUCCGUUUUUGGAAACUACUCGUUGUCCGCUGCUAGCACGCCCCUGAUGUACAGGGCCACGUACGAAGCCGCAAAGAAGGUUCCUAACCCCAAUCCGGCCGAGGUGGCCGCCGGACGAACAACCGUGUACGACACUUGGCUCCACAGCUACCCACUGAAAGAGAAUAACGUUUCCAUGAACAUUCCAAAGAUGAGGGACUUGGGUUCUGGGAGUGACUACGCCCCGUUACUUCAGAAGGCUGGAAUCACAGCGGUGGACAUGUCAUAUGUUUACAAUACGUAUAAGUAUAAGGUGGACUUCUAUCCCUUGUAUCAUUCUGUGUAUGAGACGUUCUAUGCAGUGAAAAACAUCAUGGACAAGCAGUUCGAGUUCCACCGCGCCGUGUCCAGGAUGGCUACAGAGUUGGCACGUUCUCUGGCUGACUCCCUCAUCAUCCCCUUCAACGUCAGCGACUACAGCCAGGCCCUCGACAGAUACCGGAAGGCCAUUGAUAAGACUCAUGGGGAAAAACUUAGAGCACGCAUAACCAACUUUGAUGACCUUGGCUCUGUGAUUGCAAACUUCAGCAAGGUGGCGGAUGACUUCACUGAACGAGUGGCUAAGAUGAACAGGAAUGACCCUUUGGCUAUCAGGGCUGUCAAUGACCAGCUGACACUAUUGGAAAAAGCGUUCCUGGACAGUGAAGGUUUACCAGGCAGGCCAUUAAAAAAGCAUCUUCUCCUGGCUGAAAGCAGCACAGAUUCCUACGCCGGAAGUAGUUUCCCAGGCCUCGUUGACCUGAUGUUUGAGAUAGAGAAGGCCCCGGAUGUUGAGGCACGUUGGGAACGUGUGAAGAGACAUUUCUCAGUGAUUCUGUUCACCAUCGACUCUGCUGCAUCAACACUACGGGAUGUCAUCCGAUUCAUUCCAGAAAAUUAAUUGCUUCUCAUUUUAUUGUAUUUACUUCAUGGUAUGGAGUCGCGGUGGGGUAGUCUGGUGGUUAAAGCGUUCGCUCGUCACGCCGAACACCCGGGUUCGAUUCCCCACUUGGGUACAAUGCGUGAAGCCCAUUUCUGGUGUCCCCGCCGUGAUAUUGGUGGAAUACUGCUAAAAGAGGUGUAAAACUAUACUCACUCACUCAUUCACUAAUGGUAUUGAAUGUUCAUUCCAGAUUAAUAGAUCAACACUGUAUAGUCUUUGUCUCUACGCAGUGUUCUAUUAAGUGUGUUUUGAGUUUUAGCCUAUUACAUUGUUACCCAGAAAAUACUGUUCUUACAUUUCUUCGAUUCUACUUUGGCAUCGCAGGUCAGCUUUUUCGGUGUGAAAGAAAUAUCUCAUUCGAUCAACUUUUCGCUACAAGAUGAAAAUAAUGAUGACAAUUCCAAUGAGGAAAAUAUUGUAAAUGGAAAUAUCCUUUAUCGGUUGUCAGACAUAUUUUACUUAUGCUGAGAUAGUAAGAUGUAACCUCGAAGCAAAUGUAAUUAUAUA